Messenger RNA from Drosophila montana, 391 nucleotides. RefSeq names its product transmembrane protein 141. NCBI's taxonomy places the organism in Eukaryota, Metazoa, Arthropoda, Insecta, Diptera, Drosophilidae. The coding region runs from base 80 to 391 and encodes 103 amino acids. The transcript is spliced from 2 exons. The record is from RefSeq and is a predicted model, not a curated record.
AAAAAGCUAGCACAUCAUCGUAUAGCCGGUUGGCACAUACUUCCUUGCGCUUAAAUUAAUGCGUAAAUAAAUAAUUAUUAUGAACGAUAUUAAGCGUUUGAAGGAACAGCAGCGCGAUAAACAUCCAGGAUUUGACGGCUAUCUGGACUGCAUGACACGUGCUCUCUUUACGGGCUUAUCAUCAUUUUGUUUAGGAUUUGCGGGCACAUAUUUUGUACAAAAGGCGGUUCAAACAAAAAUACGUUAUCCAGUUAAGUACAACGUAUUGAUUUCCUCCUUAGUAGCGACUGGUGUUGCAUAUCAAACGACAUCAACACGCACCAAAUCCUGUCAAGCGGCUUGGAUGGCUUACGAGGGCAAACACACUGUGCUCAAAGAGGAAACCUUUUAA